AUGACUUCUCCCGUCGACAACAGCCAGCCGCUGAUGGCGGCCAAGUGUGAUGACGAACAAGACCUUCCUAAGCCUGCUACCACCACAGGCAAGAAAGGUCCCAUCAUCACACUUAGACGUGCUCUCGCAGCCUUGAUUGUUCUCUUUUGCCUCCUGGGUACGGCUGGUGUGAUUGUGCUUGGCGUCAAGAUUGCUCAAGGCGAGAAGAAGUACGACGCUCUGUAUGAGGACUUCACCAACCUGUCCAAGAAGUACGACAUCCUCUCGCGCGCUGAUCAUGCUCAAGCCCACUUCCUUGCUGCCCGUGGCGUCUUCAAUGAGGAUCCUGCUCACUCCCAUGGUGGCGCGAUUGCAGUUGCCUCUGACAACAUCAUCUCCGACAUGGCUACCGUGGGAACCACAAUCAUGGUCACCGUCACUCAGACCGAAGCUGCUUUUGUGAGCUAUAGCUCGGUUGAUACGACAAUCUAUGAUGAAACCACUACUGUUGUCGUCACUGUUCCCACUCUGACGGUCACCGACAUGACUGUUACUGCCACUGUCACCACGACUGUUUUCACUUCGUCCCAGUCUCUCGCUUCGUAUACCAAUCCCUUCGCGACCUCGGCCGUGGCCCCCAUUUCGGCGUCGGCCUCUGACGUUGGCAGCUGCGAGCUUGUCACCGUUACUGUCUACUAUCCCUCGCCGCCCUGGUCCAUCGGACAGGAGACUUCCGCUCUCGCCACCCCCAUUGAGAUUACCUCUGAGGUGUUCACUCCCACCCUGGCAGAGACCUCGAGCCUCGUUAUCCCCACGCUCGCUACCCCCAGCGAGAUCACCUCCGGGUUGCCCACUCCCACGAACACGGAGACGCCAACCACGACUCCAGUCCAAGAGACCAGUGGUGUCUUGCCAAUCUCUGGCAGCCUUGCAUCCAUGUCCGAUGCCUGCAGUACCAAGACGGAGACGACCACCACCACAGCUUCUGCCGACCGUGGCCUCGAGACUAGCUCUGCCCUUCCGCUCACGACUGUGUCAGGCACGACGACUUGGACAUCGUACUCGACCGUCGUCGUCACGGUGUCCAAGCCGUCGGUCACCGGUCCCCAAGAGAUGCCCCUCCCGCCGCCCCUGGCCACCGCCAGCAGCAGCAUCGGCAGCGUCACCUCGCUCAUUCUCGAAACAAGCUCUGUGGGCGUGCCGAUCUUCCGCAACACCACCACCACGACCGUCAAGGGCACGGCCCGCAGCUUCUACAACUCGCCGCACCCGGCCCAGUCUACCUAUGUGACUAGCGGCGGCGUCAAGCAAGUUGGUGCUAGCCUCGGCCGCAACGGCAACACCAGCUCUGGCACCAUUCACUACUGCGUCGUCAUGCUGGUCGGCUUCCUCAUGGUUAUUGUUUGA
Pyricularia grisea is the source of this 1386-nucleotide messenger RNA. RefSeq lists its product as uncharacterized. NCBI's taxonomy places the organism in Eukaryota, Fungi, Ascomycota, Sordariomycetes, Magnaporthales, Pyriculariaceae. The transcript has 4 exons. The record is from RefSeq and is a predicted model, not a curated record. Bases 1 to 1386 code for a protein of 461 amino acids.